Molecule: messenger RNA, 1428 nt
Organism: Mycena indigotica
Lineage: Eukaryota; Fungi; Basidiomycota; Agaricomycetes; Agaricales; Mycenaceae
Product: 3-carboxy-cis,cis-mucoante lactonizing enzyme
Exons: 4
Coding region: 1-1428 (475 amino acids)
Molecular function (GO): 6-phosphogluconolactonase activity; protein binding
Source: RefSeq, a predicted model, not a curated record
AUGCUCUGCGCGCUCCCUCUUUUCACCCUCGCAAGUGUCGCUGCGGGACUCGCCGCCCAUGGUGCACAACCUAAACAUGGCCAAGCGAAGCACCAUGUGCUAGUGGGCAAUUUCGGAAGCGAGUACAACGUCACACUCAUGCUGGACGGCACACAGGAUGUCGGGCUUGGAUUCCUCUACGCGCUCGAAAUUGACACGGAGAAGAAGAGUUUGGAGCUGGUCAAGACCUCCCCCGCUGCUGCCGCCCACCCGUGGCUGUCUGUCAACCGCAAAGCGGGGGUCGUCUACGGCUCAGGCUGGUCGAAGCCCGUCAACGGAACGAGGACAUUUAGCUCUUACGCCAUCCAGCCCGACUAUUCCGUGUCGCUGCUCAACACCGUCGUUUCCUGUGGCACGAAACCGAUCGCCAACGACUUCGUCCCUGAAGCAGGAGAGCAUGGCGUCCUCUACGGGCUGGAUUUUGUGAAUCCGUGUGGUGAGGCGUGGGCGGUGUCGAAAAACGGGGCAUUGGAGCGCCAGGUGCAGGCGCUGGGCUUUGAGGAAGGGUCGACGCUGCAUGGGUUCGUGACGACACCGGAUUUGAAGUACAUGUACAUCAUGAACUUGGGCGGCAACAACGUCCACGGAUACUCUCUCUUCCUCUCGAACGGCACACUGUCCUCACUCGCGCUCUACCCGCCCUCCGAAGUCGCAGCUGGCCCACGCCACGCCGUCAUCUCUCCGUCAGGCGCCUACCUCUACCUGAUCGACGAAGAAGGCCUCAGAGUUGACCAGUUCGCCAUCUCUCAAUCAAGAGGCGCACUCGAAUUCACCUCGGUCUCGCUUGCUGUAACGCCCUUCGGCCUCGCGCCUGCCAACGCAAGUUUAUACUGGGGCGAUGAAAUCGUCAUCUCUUCUGAUGGUCGCACGCUCUAUGCCAGCACGCGCUCGCGUGUUGCUGGCCCAACCACACCAGGCUACAUCUCUGGCUGGGCGCUUGACGCAACGGGCGCGCUUGUGUCGCAGGACCCGCUGUUCGUCAAGGGCACCCCGGGCGCCGGCGGCACGAGCAAUAUUCUCAGCGUGUCGCCAUGGGGUGAUGCGAGCAAGGACAUGCUCGUUCUCACAGACCAAGACCAGGACUUUGUCGCGCUGUAUGAGCUGCAGGGAAGGGAACUUGUGCUUCUCGACCGCGUCAAGUAUGUAGCAGUUUUUCUGAGUCCCCUCGCGGAUCCAGCGGCUUAUCGAUCUUUCGUAGUAUCACGGGCGUCAACUGCUGUUCGGGGUCAGUGUGGCUGGAUUGACCUGCAAAGAUGUACACGUGUCGAGGUUAAAACAAUGACCGGUUGUGUCGCCUUCCGGAUGCCGCCCGGCUCCCGAAUGCUGGAUUCUAAGAAGUCUCGGAAGGCCACGGCCAUCACCGCAUUGGUGUUAUCGCCAGCCUUAUGA